CGACGAGUGGCCCUUCCUGGCGAAAUUGAAAUGCGUAUCGUGAAGUGGACCUGGCGCCUUCUGCUCCCACUGCUUCCAACGCCGGUUUCAACUCGUCGCACAUUCAGCCACCCCUCAACGGCGAACCUACGCGUCGCAUAUACCCUCCGAUGGCGACGAGUCCGGAACAAGAUUUGACGGAAGCCCUUAGCGGCCUGGUCCCGGUGGCGGUCGCUUCAGAACAGGGUCUCCGCGGGGACGCAUUCAGCAUGCUUUACGAUCAAAAUUACGGUGCACCGGCGUACGACAUGCGAUAUUAUAACGGCAGCAGUGAGCCCCCUAUCCCGGCCGAAAGAAUGCUCUCUAGAUCCGCAGAGCACUGGUCGUUCGCCCCUCCACCACCAAUACCCACUUUCGGCAACCCACUGCAGUACGAUACCCGCUAUAUACCUUCACACCCCGUACCAGGUGAACUGCCGAUGCCUGAUGCAGUCCCAAGCCAUUUCCCUUUACAACCGCAUUGGACUCGCCCGGAUUACAGCAUUCCCACACCUUCUAUGAUAUCCACGAUACCUUUUCAAGCGGUUCCACCACCAGCCGAUAUACCAAACAUGUCUCGGAGUCGGCCGCCAAAAGACCCACGCCGAAUGAGAUCACCGAUUGAUGAUAUACCACUGGGAUUCCACUGCAACCAGGCGGGAUGCGGACGCAGCUUCAAGACGAAACAUUCUCUCAAAGCACAUAUGAUAUGCCAUAGCCCUUCGAGAGAGUUCCGAUGCACAGCUUGCCCAAUGGAGUUUCGCCGCAAAUACGAUUGCCAGAGACACAUGCGGCAGCAGCAUUCGAUCGAUUGUUAGAUACGUAAUUUAUAUACCCUUACAUUUGUAUUUCAUAUAAAUGUGCAACAUACGCCUAAGCUGUGG
Messenger RNA from Fimicolochytrium jonesii, 902 nucleotides. RefSeq lists its product as uncharacterized. The record is from RefSeq and is a predicted model, not a curated record. Gene Ontology annotation, molecular function: DNA-binding transcription factor activity, RNA polymerase II-specific; RNA polymerase II cis-regulatory region sequence-specific DNA binding. NCBI's taxonomy places the organism in Eukaryota, Fungi, Chytridiomycota, Chytridiomycetes, Spizellomycetales, Powellomycetaceae. Bases 150 to 836 code for a protein of 228 amino acids. Gene Ontology annotation, biological process: regulation of DNA-templated transcription. The transcript is spliced from 3 exons.